AUGAAAGUUUCUGGCUUUUGUGUUUUGCUCUUGGUUGCAGGGACAGCUUUGACCUUCUUUAACUUGUUGAGUCCCACCGGUGCUUCCUGGUUUCCUGAUUUGGUUGCUACCAACUGUGGUGACAAAACAACGCUAAUUCCAGUAAGCAGGAAACUGAAGGAAAAUGGCAGUAGUAUUAGAAGCAAUAUUAAGAAGAAGGGUAAUAUAGGUGAAGUGACUCUGAAUGAUUACAAUCCCAUUGAUCCAGUACCAAGUUCAUCAAAGGCUGCUGUGAAUCCAGGCCCUAUUGAGCAUGGAACUCCUACUAAUCCAUAUGUUAUUCCAAAACCUCCUCCUCCUAGUCAUCCCAGGCCUGGAGAUUAUAAUUAA
Messenger RNA from Abrus precatorius (Indian licorice), 369 nucleotides. RefSeq lists its product as uncharacterized. The transcript has 3 exons. Lineage: Eukaryota; Viridiplantae; Streptophyta; Magnoliopsida; Fabales; Fabaceae. The record is from RefSeq and is a predicted model, not a curated record. Bases 1 to 369 code for a protein of 122 amino acids.